AUGAAAAUGUUAGUGAGACUCAUUCUGGGACUUGUCAUCUUUGAUGCUGCUGCGACUGCCCCAACUCUAGAGUCCAUCAACUAUGACUCAGAAACGUACGAUGCCGCCUUAGAAGACCUGGAUAACUUACACGGCUAUGAGAACAUACCAGUGGGUCAAGCGAAGAUUCAAAAAGCGACAGUGAUGCCUUCGGAGAACAGAGAGCUCCUCACCCCGCCCCCACAGCCAGAGGAGGCUGAAGAGGAGGAGGAGGAGUCCACCCCUAGGCUGAUCGAUGGCUCUUCCCCUCAGGAGCCGGAAUUCACAGGGGUUCUGGGCCCACACACCAAUGAAGACUUUCCAACCUGCCUUCUGUGUACUUGUAUAAGUACCACCGUGUACUGUGAUGACCAUGAACUUGAUGCUAUUCCUCCGCUGCCCAAGAGCACUGCUUAUUUCUAUUCCCGCUUUAACAGAAUUAAAAAGAUCAACAAAAAUGAUUUUGCAAGCCUAAAUGAUCUAAGAAGGAUUGAUUUGACAUCCAAUGUGAUAUCUGAGAUUGAUGAAGAUGCGUUCAGAAAGCUGCCUCAACUCCGGGAGCUUGUCCUCCGUGACAACAAAAUCAGGCAGCUCCCAGAACUGCCGACCACUUUGACAUUUAUUGAUAUUAGCAACAAUAGACUUGGAAGGAAAGGAAUAAAACAGGAAGCAUUUAAAGAUAUGUAUGAUCUCCAUCAUCUCUACCUCACCGAUAACAACUUGGACCACAUCCCUCUGCCACUCCCAGAAAAUCUGCGGGCCCUUCAUCUCCAGAAUAACAACAUUCUGGAGAUGCACGAAGAUACCUUUUGCAAUGUUAAAAAUUUGACAUAUAUUCGUAAGGCACUUGAGGAUAUUCGACUGGAUGGGAACCCUAUCAAUCUCAGCAAAACUCCUCAAGCUUAUAUGUGCCUACCUCGUUUGCCUAUUGGGAGUUUGGUCUAAUUUCAGAUAGCAGUUAGA
Messenger RNA from Camelus dromedarius (Arabian camel), 981 nucleotides. RefSeq names its product epiphycan (gene EPYC). Gene Ontology annotation, cellular component: extracellular matrix. The record is from RefSeq and is a predicted model, not a curated record. Gene Ontology annotation, biological process: bone development; articular cartilage development. Lineage: Eukaryota; Metazoa; Chordata; Mammalia; Artiodactyla; Camelidae. Gene Ontology annotation, molecular function: protein binding. Bases 1 to 963 code for a protein of 320 amino acids. The transcript is spliced from 6 exons.